UGCUACUUUUGCCUUCAUUUGUCUCUUGUAAGUUUUAUACUUUCGUGCCACCAACAGACUUAAAGAACUUUGUUUUUAGAUGAAUUUUAAAUAGAACUAUAGAAGGAUGUAGUUUUAUUUAGAACGAGAAGGUUGUUGUUCAAAUAGGUAGAAAUAGCAUGUUCAUACUCACUCCAUCCAUUUAUUUUGCUCCCUCAACUUUUGGGGCGAGUUCUUUUGGGUAGGGUGGCAGUUAAAAGCGAUGGAUGAAGUAUCUCCAUAAGAACUCUACUAGUCAAAAAAGAAAAUAUGUGAAAUAAACAUCUUGAUGUAUCCAAGGAUAACCAAGCGCUAUUGACUGAUUUGCAAUCCCAUUUGCCCUUGGAUUCACAAUUUGCCAAAAAUAAGCCAGAAUUAGAUCAACGUUACCCGUAUGCUAGUCUCAAAUCGCAAUUUGUAUGAGGAUUAGUCAAUUAGGCGAUGCUGCUGCCAAAUCUACAAAAGCAUGCUUCCAAAUGUUGUUGAGCUUUGCAACUUCAUGUCCUGUGUUUAUAUCUCUUUAUUAUUUACUUGACCUUGUUUAGCUCGUUAAAGAUGUUGCCUAAACUAGAUGUAUUAUUGCUUGAUUUAAGAAAUAAAUUCCUAAUCAAGGUGAUUUACAAUAUCUUAUAAUUAGGUUAGAUUACUAUUUUAGUAUUACGUGUGUUUGCUGUUUUGUGAAUUUUGCAGAUGUGCUGAAAAUAUUUUCGCUUUUCUGUUUCUGUAUUUAUUAUAUACUUAAGUUAAUAAUUAGGAGCGUUGUUAUUGCCCAUUAUUAAAGCCCAUUAUAUAAAACUAUAGUUGCAAAUACUUUCAAGAGCCAUUCUAAGUUUCUAAAAUUUGAUGCUUCCAUUUUGAGCAUUGUGAUGUCAUCAUGAUAACGAGGAACAAACAAUUUUGACUUCUUGUUGGUAUGAAAACUAUUCUUUCCGUCAAGUUAUAUCCAUAAUCACUAAGAUGAACUGUGGCCUCACUUGCAUGGUAUGCUAGCUUUAGCUUGUUGUAUCAAUUGUUCCUCCCCUGCUCCUUGCUUUUCUUGGUUGCUAAAGUGUUUAUGUUUCAUGUAGCAUCUAUUUUCUUGAGAAAGCUUUUAAGCUCAUUAGAAUUCUUACUCGUAGCAAAUUAUAGCAAAUUGCCUGAAAAGUGAAAACUAUGGAUUUGUUCCUCUUUAGUUUCCAACCUUCUCUAAACCACAUUCAUUAUGCUUAAACAACUGGAGACCCACUCAUGCAUCUCAUGACCUCAAGUUAUUAUUGUGUAUUACUCUAUAUAAUACAACAGUAGCAGAGUUUUAUUAGAAUGCCCAAUGUGAGGGAUUUAAAUUUUUAUGAACCUUAAAACUUUUUUAGAUUAGUAAGUCAAAAUCAACAUUUUUUUUAUAAUAUUUCUGAAGAAGCUGUGCAGCCUUUCUUCUAUAGUGAUAGGACAACCAUCCCAAUUUUCCCAAUUCAAGGCACACUGAUAAAUGUCACAUCAAUCAUGAUAGUUAAGUGUGUGUUUCAUCAUCCAUAUUAUUCUUCUAUCAUCAUCAAUUGUGAAUGAUCAAGUGUAUUGGGAUUCAGAAGCAUAAACUUUUGAAUCUUGGAUUCCAACAUAAAUACUAAUAAUGAGACCAAUAACAAGGUUGUUAUUGUCUUACAGAACAUUGAAGGGAAGGCAUUUGGGUAAUGAUUAUUUUUUGGAAAGGGUAAAGUAACUAGAUAGCAGAUUGGAAGUUGAUUAGCAUGUCUCAUAUGACAAUAUUACAUUGCCCUAAUGCCAUUAGCUCUCGUUUAGGCAGUAUAAUGGGGUAAGAGAAAAGCCACCUUACCCUUGUAAAAAACCAUGAGGCAUUUACAAUUGACCCUUGAUUGCAAACACCACCAACUUCACUUAACAAAAAAGUGCACAUCAUUUACGGUUUUCAAGUCAGAAGUUCAGGUGAAACAAGGAAUCAGACCUGAUCUAGGAUCCCCAGGAGAAGGUGGUUCGACUUUCCGUGUUCUCCUUAGUCCAUACUCUUGGAAAGAAAGCUAAUAAAGACAAGAGCCUUUCGACCUUUCAUCCCUCACGAAGAGAGCCUAUUAUCUAAGCGGUUCCUUUAGUGCUGAUUCCGAUGUCGGUAUUAGCAAUUAAUUAUGAAGUCAAACUGUGAGACUGCAGGAAGAGCUCAACGUCUCUAAGAAUCUUGUUCGAUUGUCAAUUUUAAACCACUAUACGAUUUCUUGAAAAACAUAGUCAGAUAACAAAUGGUAAUUUUUAAUUGUAGUCUUGUCCGAUUGUCAAUCUUAAACCACUAUACGAUUUCUUGAAAAACAUAGCCGGAGAACAAGUGGUAAUUUUUAAUUCGUAAUCUUGUCCGAUUGUCAAUCUUAAACCACUAUACGAUUUCUUGAAAAACAUAGUCAGAUAACAAAUGGUAAUUUUAAAUUCGUAGUCUUGUCCGAUUGUCAAUCUUAAACCACUAUACGAUUUCUUGAAAAACAUAGUCACAUAACAAAUUGUAAUUUUUGAUUCGUCUUUCACUCGAAGGAAAAUAGAUAUUAAUUUAGAUCCGAUCUUUACAGGUGGUGAUGUUCUUGAUGCCUCGGGUCUAGAAGUGUAAGGAAAGGGUUUUUGGCUACAGCAAUGAUUACCUCUAUAGCUGGUCUUCUCAGUGCAGUUGCUCCUAACUAUAUCAUAUUAAUAAUGUGCCGUUGUUUGGUUGGCGUUGGUGUGGGAGGUGGUCCUGUAUUAUUGGCUUGGUUUUUAGAGUUUGUACCUGCACCAAGAAGGGGUACUUGGUUGAUUAUUUUUCAAGGAUUUUGGACUAUCGGUACAGUUAUUGAGGCCGCUCUAGCAUGGAUCAUUAUGCCAAGGUGGGGAUGGAGGUAUUUACUUGGUCUGUCUGCACUACCUGCUUUUCUUUUGCUUGUCUUCUAUGUCGUGGUGCCUGAAUCUCCAAGGUACUUGUGUCUAAAAGGAGAAAAAUAUGGCGCCUUGCAAAUUUUGGAGAGAAUAUCUAAACAUAAUAAGAGAGAGUUGCCACCAGGUGUUCUUUGCACUGAUAUUGAAAUUGAGCAAUUAAGUGGUCUACCUCCGGAGCGUAAACCAUUGUUACCUAGUGUACAUGAAGCACCCACACCUUCCAAAGGCAAUGAAGCUCAUACCGGAAUUCUUGAAUCCUUGUCGAUGCUUCUUUCACCGAAAUUAAUCAGGUCGACCUUGCUUUUGUGGGUCGUAUUCUUUGGAAAUGCCUUUACUUAUUAUGGCCUUGUGCUACUGACCACCGAGUUAAAUAAGACUGAUAGUACAUGUUAUCUGAGAAAGCUAGGCUCAGAAGAGGUUGCUGAUAUUAAUUACCGUAAUGUCUUUAUUACCAGCUUUGCCGAACUUCCGGGGCUUAUCCUGGCUGCUGUCAUUGUCGAUAGACUUGGUCGUAAGGUUUCGAUGGCAGCUUUGCUGCUUUUGUGUUUCAUCUUCAUGUUGCCGCUGAUGAUCCAUCAGUCAGCGGGACUAACAACUGCUCUUCUCUUUGGAGCUCGAGCGUGCAUUAUGGGAUCCUUCACACUUAUGUUUUUAUAUGCUCCAGAGAUAUAUCCAACUGUUGUGCGGAGUACUGGUGUUGGACUUGGGAGUUCGAUGGCAAGAAUAGGUGGAAUGAUUGCUCCUUUGGUGGCCAUAAGCUUGGUACACGGAUGUCAUCAAACUCUUGCGAUCCUCCUGUUUGUUAGCGUCGUAUUACUUUCUGGGAUAUGUGUCUUGUUGUUUCCUAUUGAAACAAUGGGUCGGGAGUUAACUGAUAGCUUUUUCGAUAGUAGUACCUACGAGCGGAUGGUAUCCUAAGUUUAUGUGUCAUCAGUGUCGUAUUUAUUUGUUCACACCAAAGCUUAUGAGGUCGUGGCCUAGUGCUCAAAACCGAGGUCUUGAACACAUUAUGUUCAAGAUUUCAAUUGGAUCAUUGUAUUGAUUUUCUAAAUUUUUAAACCCUUAAAGGUAAAAGUAGGAUAUUUCUUGUAGAAGCGGUAUGAUGUAUGACUUGUUCUUGUUUGUUUGUUUAAUACAAUAAGAUCAAUUUGUCCUCA
Messenger RNA from Amaranthus tricolor (Joseph's coat), 4061 nucleotides. RefSeq names its product organic cation/carnitine transporter 7-like. Gene Ontology annotation, cellular component: membrane. Gene Ontology annotation, biological process: transmembrane transport. NCBI's taxonomy places the organism in Eukaryota, Viridiplantae, Streptophyta, Magnoliopsida, Caryophyllales, Amaranthaceae. Gene Ontology annotation, molecular function: transmembrane transporter activity. The record is from RefSeq and is a predicted model, not a curated record. The transcript has 5 exons. The coding region runs from base 2626 to 3822 and encodes 398 amino acids.